This is a messenger RNA of Amborella trichopoda, 1139 nucleotides long. RefSeq lists its product as uncharacterized. The record is from RefSeq and is a predicted model, not a curated record. Lineage: Eukaryota; Viridiplantae; Streptophyta; Magnoliopsida; Amborellales; Amborellaceae. Gene Ontology annotation, cellular component: mitochondrial membrane. Gene Ontology annotation, biological process: mitochondrial proton-transporting ATP synthase complex assembly.
UGCGCUCUCUUUCCCAACGAAACCGCAGCGAAAGUUUUCUCUCUUCCCAGCAAAGGCAGACUCUCGCCAAGAACUAUUCGCGGCCUUGCGACCUCAACAACUACCUCCAUCCUGUGAAGGACAUUUUUCGUAGACGGUCCGACGACUGAGGGCAUUUUUGCAUUACAUACUACAAGCUUUCACGGCUCCCGAGCGUCGAGUAUAGUUUCAUUUGGUGAUAGCAAUGGCGAGAGCAUCUCUCUCGCGCCUUUUGAGCUUGAGCUGCUCACAAAAGCUCUCCAAACCCUAUGCUGCUACAGGCUUCAAUUCUUGUUGCCAUGGGAACUGGAAACAUUACUCUGCCAUUCGAAGGGGACACUCUAUUUUCAACACAGCUACGAAUGUGGAGAUUUCUCACAAGAGAUGGCAGACUUCACAAGCUGCAACUAUGGCUACAGUUAGAGAAAGUGAGAGCAAAAUAAGCAUAGGACCCCACCGCAAAGGUGAAGGCGUGGAAGAUGACACAGGUGUGGUCUAUUAUGGGCCCAUCUCAGGAACCAUCAAGAAAGUGAAGCUUCUCUCGCUCUCUACAUGCUGCCUAUCUGUCUCUCUCGGCCCUGUAAUCACGUUUCUAACUGCACCUGAAAUGAAUGUGAUCCUCAAAGGGGCAGUUGCUUCUUCCGUCAUAUUCCUCAGUGCCUCAACCACUGCAGCUCUUCAUUGGUUUGUUAGCCCUUAUGUUCACAAGCUCAAGUGGCAGCCUGGUUCUGACAGUUUUGAGGUAGAGAUGCUCUCAUGGCUAGCGACGCACAUACCAAGGACCAUUCGAUUUGCAGAUAUCAGGCCACCAGAGACUCAAAGACCUUUUGUGACAUUCAGGGCCAAUGGGUCCUUCUAUUUUGUUGAUGAGGAGCACUGCCGCAACAAGGCUCUCUUGGCAAGGCUCACUCCCACAAAACCAGCGCAGGAAUCGACUUUUAAGAAUUUGUGACUUCUAGAAUACCCUGUUCGUGUUAUUGUCUGCUUUUAUCUGGCUGAGUGCAGAUGUGACUAUACCUUUAUGUUUUUAUCGGAUAUUAGUGCAGGAAACCCAAUGGUUCAGUCCAAGAGAUCCAUAUAAUACAAAUAAUAUUUUGGAGGCAGUCCAUGUUUAUUUGUUA